AACCAGACUCCUAACUAUAGAGAACAAACUGGUGGUUACCAGAGAGGAGGUGGACGGGAGAUGUGUGAAACAGCUGAUGGGGUUUAAGGAGGGCACUUGUCAGGAGCACUGAGUGAUGUAUACAACUGUUGACUCACUGUAUUGUACAUCUGCAACAAGUAUAACACUGCAUGUUAACUACACUGGAAUUAACAAUUUUUAACUUUUUACAAAACAGAAUAGUAUUCCAUUAUGCGUAUAUAUCACGUUUCGUUUAUUUAUUCACCUGUUGAUGGAUAUUGGGGUUGUUUCCAUCUUUUGGCUAUUGUGAAUACUGCUGCCAUGAACAUGGUUGGGCAAGUAUGUGUUCGAGCUCCUGCUUUCAAUUCUUUGGAGCACACACUCAAAGGAAGAAUUGCAGGAUCAUAUGGUAAUUCUGUUUAGGUGUGAUUUUUGGAGGAACCGCCAUCUUGUCUUCCACAGUGGCUGUGCCACCUUCCGAUUCCCACCAGGGGCACACAAGGGCUCCAGUUUCUCCGUAUCUUUGUCGACAUUUAUUACGUUUCAUUUUUGGAUUAUAGCCAUCCUAAAGGGCGUGAAAGAGGAUGGACAAGCCAGCCUUUCAGCCAACAGAGGCCUGCCUGGAGGGGCUAUGGUAUGCAGUGGAUUGAGGCACGCAAUGUCUGAUGUCAAAAUCCAUGUGGGGUUCUGUUUACCUUCCUUUCCUGGAAACGACCGACUGUAGAGUACCGUAAAGGCCCUGCCUCCCAUGUAACUUCCAAUGCUGCUGCUAGAGCUCAUGCUGGCUCAGGUGUGCUGGAACAUCAGUGACUUGCUCUGAGAGGCUGAGUCAGGGGCAGACACCCGGGAGGUGAGCUGGUCACCCAUCACAAUGACCAGGGGCUGUGAUCAAAGCAGCCUGCAUCACACAGGUCAGGGUUCAUCCCAAAGACAGGUGUGGUGGUGGGGCACAGAGACAGGACUCUUCACGAGGCAGGGGCACCUGGAGUUGGAAGGGCAGGAACGUCGUCAUCUGCUUGGUAGAAGGAGGGGUAGGUGCUGUUUGCACUGAAGCUGGCCCCCAGCCCCAGGAGGGGAGCUCUUUAUGCACAAAAAGGAGGGGGCGUAGGGACUUUUUGAGGUCUGGCAACCACCCCACUGGGUCACAGCCCACUGAAUGGAAUAGGCUCGGGGCUGUGUUCCAUGGGAAUGAAAUGGAGUACCAGUCAAGAGCCUAGGGGUCCAUGCACACAAGACAGGGUGAGCUCAGAUUGCUCCCCAGUGCCCAGCUGUGAGGCUCCCUGCUAAAACUUCAGGGCUGGGGGGGGUCGAGGGGCAGGAUUGGACCUACCUGUGGCUAUCAUUCAACUGGGAACGCAGAACCUUCUUCACCCUGGAUGCUCCCGAUCCCUGCUGGAAAACAUGAUUUGUGCUUCUGAAUCAGGGCACCUGUAAGUCCUAGGCCCGUGGCUUGCUUCCUCAGUGCGGCGUUAUGUGGGUAGCUUGAAAUGGGCCAUGGUGGGAGCAUUUGCACGACAGAAAUGCAGAAAUCGGUAAACGCCUAUUUAUUUGCCUCCAAAGGUGGUUGUUAAAUAUUUACCAGCACACGACUUGCCCUGCUUGAGAGGUGAAUCCGAUGUUCUCAUCGGCUCAGGUUCGGUCUGGGGCCUGCUCAUGCCCCUUUGUCCCAGGACCCCUGUCCACCUGCCCAUUGAUCCCUGCUGCCAUCAACCCCUGGGUGACUGAGUCAUGUGCAGGGUGGGGCUGAGAGGAUUGGGGCAGUUGUGCUCGGUUGGCACAGCUUUGGGGACAAUGGCUGUUUCCCCGGCAUGUGACAGAAGCAGGGCUAACCAACCUGUCUGUGUCUAGGUCAUCUGCCAUGGCAGGUGUGGUGUACUCCAGACAGGCCCCUGUGGACUUAGAUAUAUACCAGAGCUCUUACAUGAUUGACUAUCAACCCUACGGGAAGCACAAAUACUCCAGGGUCACACUACAAGAGCAAGUGAAGCUGGAUGCCCAGCUCCGGGACAAAGAGUUGUACAGGCCGAUCCCCAGCUCCAAGCCCAAGCUAGAGGAUGGGUACCCCGCCUUCAAAACUCCUCCCAUGACCGCCAGAGACCUGGGACUCCCAGGCUUCUUCCCACCACGAGACCAAGACCGGGCGACCACGGCAGAGGGCGAAGGCAGGUUCACCGGUCUCUUCCAUUCCGUGUACCCGGUUUCCCACGCUCUGUACCUGGCCCAGGGCGAUCCCAACCGCGUCCACCAGAGCGCCCACUUUCCGUGCCUCCUGGAGCCCGAGCGCCAGCCUGCCGCCAAGGAGGGCAAAGGCUACUUCCUACUGCCUGGCUGCCUCUGUCCUCAUCACCACAAAGUCAAGUUCCCCGUCUUGAACCGAUGGGGGCCCUUGAUGCCGUUUUACCAGUAGGAAGUGUGGGGCGCCCGCAGGGGCACUGUGGAAACCCUCCCUCUCACCGGGCAAUCCCCCACUGCCCUUGGAGAAUGGACAGGAGAAGUGAAAAUAAAGCCGUGGAAGAUGAUCCAGGAGCCCCGCCUGUUCUACUUUGCGCCCUGCCUGCCCUGGGACCACAUCUCUGCCCACCUGUAGGAGGAGGAGGGGAUGAGGGAAGGAGGGCAGGACGGAGGGAGAGAAGGAAAACUGGCGUCUUUGGAGGCUGGAAUCCGUGUCAGUUGAAUGUCCUGCUGUAAAGAUUCUUGCUGCUGCAGGCAUUUACUUACGAAAUGGGAAAAAUCACGUUCUCCAGAGUUGUCUGGAUGUUGAGUGCGAUUGCAAACUGGUCCCACGCUGGAGCCACCCACAGUGACCACUUCAAGGGCGUCAUUUUACACGUUCCUUCUUGCUCAGCGGUGCUUUUGCAAACAUGCAUAUGCCCUCUUAGGGGCACAAUGCAGAAAUGACAUUCUUCACUUCCAGUUCUGUCCUCUUGGCCACAGCCUAGCCACAUGGUCCCACCAAACUGCAAGGAAGGCUGGGAAAUAUACCUUCAUCCUGGGUGGCCAUGUGCCGGUGAAAAACAGGAAGCCAGCAGAAUAGAAGGAGAGGGUGUAUUGGGGUGGACGACUGUCCAUUUUUGCCACAAAACCUGAGGAGGCUUUCCCAUUGGAAUCACACCAGAGACCUAGUGCUUCCCUAGGGAAUCUCGUUAAAAUUCAGAUUCUGAGCCAGUCUAGGACAGGGGCAAGAGUCUGCAUUUCCAGCAAGCUCCCAGGUGAGGCCAGCACUUCCGGACAGGGGACCAUGCUUGAGUAAUGAGGUCAUACACAAUACUCUGCACCUUCCGUUUCUCUUCACAAGCCAUCACUUACAGAUCUAUUUUUUCCUUCUUUGUUUUUGUUUGAUUUUAACAGCCUCCAUGCCCAGUGUAGGGCUUGAACUCACGACCCUGAGACCAAGAGUUGCAUGCUCUACCUAGUGAGCCCAUCAGCCACCCCAGAUGCAAUUAUUGUUAUUAUUUUAAAGUUUAUUUAUUUAUUUUGAGAGAGAGAGGGAGUAGGAAUGAGGG
Molecule: messenger RNA, 3503 nt
Organism: Lynx canadensis (Canada lynx)
Lineage: Eukaryota; Metazoa; Chordata; Mammalia; Carnivora; Felidae
Gene: SPMIP9
Product: testis expressed 37
Exons: 3
Coding region: 1859-2407 (182 amino acids)
Cellular component (GO): cytoplasm
Source: RefSeq, a predicted model, not a curated record